AUGUCCCGUAAGAGAUCCUUCAACUCUAGUGUGGCUCAACCAACAUCAACCAAAGACCAAAUGCCUCGAUAUGCUAACGUUCUAUGCUGUGUCUGUGGUGCGUCCAUGGCACCCAACCAGUCCAAUAUGUGUGUCAACUGCAUGAAGGGGGAGGUGGACAUCACUGAGGGUAUCUCUAAGCAGGCCGUGGUGAACUAUUGUCGGGAAUGCAAUCGGUAUCAGCGCCCUCCGUGGGUGCCAUGUGAACCGGAGUCUCGAGAGCUGCUAGGGAUAUGCCUCAAGAAAAUCAAGGGGCUCAACAAGGUCAAGCUGGUUGACGCCAACUUUAUUUGGCAAGCUCCCACGAGUAAGCGUAUGAAGGUGAAGUUGACCGUUCAGAAGGAGGUCAUGAACGGCGCCAUCAUGCAGCAAUCUAUGAUUGUUGACUUCAUCGUCGCCUGGCAGCAGUGUGAUGACUGUAAACGAACCUACACUCCGCACACUUGGAACGCUUCGGUCCAGGUCCGACAGAAGACAGAUCACAAGAGGACUUUCUAUUACCUAGAGCAGCUCAUCUUGAAGCAUGAUGCUCAUGAGAAGGUUGUUGGUAUCAAGAGGACCCCCGAUGGCCUCGACUUCCAUUUUGGUCAUCGGAGCCAUGCCCAGAAGUUCUCAGAGUUCGUCCUGAGUCAAGUCCCUUCUAGAGUGAAGCAGAGUAAGCACCUUAUUAGUCAUGAUUCCCACAAUACAACAUACAACUACAAGUACACUACUCUUAUCGACAUGUGCCCAGUGUGCAAGGAUGAUGUUGUUUUUCUACCCAAGGCCCUCAAGAACAAGCUUGGCGGUGUGAACCCGAUCCAGGUCGUCACUAAGGUCUCAAGCCAGAUUCGCCUGGUGGAUCCUCUCACAGGGAGGGUCUCUGACCUAGCGGGCAUUGAGUAUUGGAAGAACCCUUUCGAGCCUCUCCUGACUCGCCGACACUUGGUUGAGUUCACUGUCCUCAACGUCGAGGAGGACACUAGUCGAGCGCGAGCUGCCACCACCUUCAACAGACGAGGCCAGAAGGCCUAUACUAUGGUGGACCUGGAGCUUAUGCGUACCGAGAACAGCGGAGAGGCAGCAGCGGGGGAUCCGGAGAUCAUCACGGUGCGGUCCCACCUAGGUGGCGUGCUCCAACCUGGCGACCUCUGUGCAGGGUACGAUCUCCGUACUGUGAACGUAUCCGGUAUUGAUGAGGAGAUGCUCGAGAAGACCAAUCUGGAUGUGAUUAUUGUCAAAAAGACAUACACCCGGCAUCGACAGCGCAAGCGUCCAUGGAUGCUCAGAAGGCUUGAAAGGGAGGAUGCUGGUGGGGAAUCCAACGAUGGUGACUAUGAGCAGUUCAUGCGGGAUAUUGAAGAGGAUAAGGAUCUUCGUCAGGAGAUCAAUCUCUUCCGUGACCCAACAUGGAAAGAGCCUACUGCUGAGCAGAUGCCAGCAGCAGCAGCCGAGGAGGAGGAGGAAGCCGACGAAAACGAAGCCCCCGAAGUGGACCUGGCGGAACUACUUGAUGGUCUCACACUCAACGAUACAGGUGCGACUGUGGCUAAUGUGCAGCAAGAAGAUGAUGACGAGCUCUAGGAGCGGCUUGGUGUGUUUGUUGAUAUUUACGUCCAUAUCUGUCACUGUAUUCACCAGAGAA
Molecule: messenger RNA, 1663 nt
Organism: Perkinsus marinus ATCC 50983
Lineage: Eukaryota; Perkinsozoa; Perkinsida; Perkinsidae
Exons: 16
Coding region: 1-1602 (533 amino acids)
Biological process (GO): ribosomal large subunit export from nucleus
Cellular component (GO): nucleus; cytoplasm
Molecular function (GO): ribosomal large subunit binding
Source: RefSeq, a predicted model, not a curated record